AUGUCAAAAUGCUUGGCUCAACCGGCCAACCCAUUUAACCUGCCAUUUGGACUAGGAGGUAUACCUGAGGGACAUCACAAGGGUCUACUCACAACAGAUGCAGAGGUGAAGAAUAAGCCACCUAGUCGACAUUUCAUCCAUGGAUAUCACUUGAUCCAAGGAAAGAUGAACCAUGGAAUGGAGGACUAUAUUUUUGCUCAACGCAGGAAUCUCAAUGGUUGUGACUUAGGGUUGUAUGCAAUAUUUGAUGGUCAUUCCGGUAAUGAAGUUGCAAAAUAUUUGCAGAGCCAUCUGUUCGAAAAUAUACUGAGUCAGUCUGAUUUCUGGAAAAAUCCAGUCCAUGCUGUUAAGAAAGCAUGUAAAGAUACAGAUGAUGAGAUUUUAGAAAACAUAGCUGGUUCACGUGGAGGAUCAACUGCUGUAGCAGCAAUACUAAUUAAUGGAGUAAAGCUACUGGUAGCCAAUGUUGGUGAUUCUCGAGCUAUAUCAUGCAAAAAUGGUCUGGCAAAACAACUUACUACAGAUCAUGAACCAGAGAAGGAGAAAGACCUUGUUGAGAGCAGAGGGGGUUUUGUGUCUAAUAAACCCGGAUGUGUUCCAAGAGUGGAUGGCCAAUUAGCAAUGACACGGGCAUUUGGAGAUGGAAAACUGAAGGAACACAUUACCGCAGAACCAGAUGUGACGAUUCGGAAGAUUGAUGAAGACACUGAAUUCAUCAUUUUGGCAAGUGAUGGUCUGUGGAAGGUAAUGACAAAUCAGGAGGCUUGUGACUGUAUCAGGGAUGUCGACCAUGCGCAAAAAGCAUCUAGAAAGUUAGUUAAAGAAGCCAAAUCUCUAGGAAGCUAUGACGACAUUUCAUGCAUAGUCAUUAUGUUCUAG
Abrus precatorius (Indian licorice) is the source of this 879-nucleotide messenger RNA. Its product is annotated as probable protein phosphatase 2C 28. Gene Ontology annotation, biological process: protein dephosphorylation. Gene Ontology annotation, molecular function: protein serine/threonine phosphatase activity. Gene Ontology annotation, cellular component: nucleus; cytosol. Bases 1 to 879 code for a protein of 292 amino acids. The record is from RefSeq and is a predicted model, not a curated record. NCBI's taxonomy places the organism in Eukaryota, Viridiplantae, Streptophyta, Magnoliopsida, Fabales, Fabaceae. The transcript is spliced from 5 exons.